GUGAAGAUGCCUGGAGGUGUCGGGGCUGUGGAGACCACGUCGCUCCGAACCAGAGGUUGUACAGGACUGUCAACGAAGCCUGGCACAGCUCUUGCUUCCGGAGCCAGAGAGGCUGACCCAGGAGUCCUCCUGCCCAGCAGCAGGUCUUGAGCUGUCCUUCUCUGCAGGCACAGUCUAGAUGGGAGCAAGCCCUGGAGAGAAAACCAGUGAGUUCAGCUGCUCCAGCCCAAACUAGUUAUGACUGCCCUGAAAUCUGACAAAUCCCAAUUCUAAUCCCCAUACAGCAAAUCUCAGCUGUUAAAAUAACCACCUCGGGAGAGAUGUGGCCUGAGGAUGGGGCCGUGGUCUGCUGUUAAUGCACACGGGUCGGCCAGCGGACUUCAUGUGGAUGGACACGUAGCCAGGUGCAGACUCGAGAGGUGUUCAGAAUGCCAGGAUUCCCUCACCAACUGGUACUACGAGAAGGAUGGCAAGCUUUACUGCCACAAGGACUACUGGGGGAAGUUUGGGGAGUUCUGCCAUGGGUGCUCUCUGCUGAUGACAGGGCCCGUCAUGGUGGCCGGGGAGUUCAAGUACCACCCAGAGUGCUUCGCUUGUAUGAGCUGCAAGGUGAUCAUUGAAGAUGGGGAUGCAUACGCCCUGGUGCAACACGCCAGCCUCUAUUGCGGGAAAUGCCACAAUGAGGUGGUGCUGGCCCCCAUGUUUGAGAGGCUAUCCACGGAGUCUGUCCAGGACCAGCUGCCCUACUCCGUCACACACAUCUCCAUGCCGGCCACCACGGAGGGCAGGCGGGGCUUCUCCGUGUCUGUGGAGAGUGCCUGCUCCAACUAUGCUACCACCGUGCAAGUAAAAGAGGUCAACCGGAUGCACAUCAGUCCCAACAACCGCAAUGCCAUUCACCCCGGGGACCGCAUCUUGGAGAUCAACGGGAUCCCCGUCCGCACACUCCGAGUGGAGGAGGUGGAAGAUGCAAUUAACCAGACCAGCCAGACACUUCAGCUCUUGAUUGAACAUGACCCCGUCUCUCAGCGCCUGGACCAGCUGCGGCUGGAUGCACGGCUCUCCCCACACAUGCAGGAUGCUGGGCACUCCCACUCCCUCAGCACCCUGGACACCAAGGAGAAUCUGGAAGGGACGCUGAGGAGACGCUCUCUGAGGCGCAGCAACAGCAUCUCCAAAUCCCCUGGCCCCAGCUCCCCAAAGGAGCCCCUCCUGCUCAGCCGCGACAUCAGCCGCUCGGAGUCUCUCCGCUGCUCCAGCAGCUACUCACAGCAAAUCUUCCGGCCUUGUGACCUGAUCCACGGGGAGGUCCUGGGGAAGGGCUUCUUUGGGCAGGCCAUCAAGGUGACACACAAAGCCACAGGCAAAGUGAUGGUUAUGAAGGAGUUAAUUCGGUGUGAUGAGGAAACACAGAAGACUUUUCUGACUGAGGUGAAGGUGAUGCGCAGCCUGGACCACCCCAACGUACUCAAGUUCAUCGGCGUGCUGUACAAGGACAAGAAGCUGAACCUGCUGACAGAGUACAUCGAGGGGGGCACGCUGAAAGACUUCCUGCGCAGUGUGGACCCGUUCCCCUGGCAGCAGAAGGUCAGAUUUGCCAAAGGCAUCGCCUCUGGAAUGGCCUAUUUGCAUUCCAUGUGCAUCAUCCACCGAGACCUGAACUCGCACAACUGCCUCAUCAAGCUGGACAAGACUGUGGUGGUGGCAGACUUUGGGCUGUCACGGCUCAUAGUUGAGGAAAGGAAAAAGCCCCCAGUGGAGAAGGCUGCCACCAAGAGACGUACCUUGCGCAAGAGUGACCGCAAGAAGCGCUACACGGUAGUGGGGAACCCCUACUGGAUGGCCCCCGAGAUGCUGAACGGAAAGAGCUACGAUGAGACAGUGGAUGUCUUCUCCUUUGGGAUCGUCCUCUGCGAGAUCAUCGGGCAGGUGUAUGCAGAUCCCGAUUGCCUGCCGCGCACACUGGACUUCGGCCUCAACGUGAAGCUUUUCUGGGAGAAGUUUGUCCCCACAGACUGCCCUCCAGCCUUCUUCCCGCUGGCCGCCAUCUGCUGCAAACUGGAGCCCGAGAGCAGACCGGCAUUCUCAAAACUGGAGGACUCCUUUGAGGCCCUCUCCCUGUACCUGGGGGAGCUGGGCAUCCCGCUGCCUGCAGAGCUGGAGGAGCUGGACCACACUGUGAGCGUGCAAUAUGGCCUGACCCGGGACUCGCCCCCCUAGCCCUGGCCCAGCCCCCUGCGGGGGGGCGUUCCACAGCUAGCACUGCCCCCUCUGUGCCCCACCCCUGCUGUGGGCAGGGCCGUCCGGGCUUCCUGUGGAUUGGCAGCUUGUUUAGAAGCAGAACAAGCCAUCCCUUCUACCUCCCCAGGAGGCGAGCGGGGGCAGCACCAGGGCAGCGCAUCUCCCAGGUUCUGGGACCUGGUUACUGUCUGUAAAUCCAGCACUCGCCUAAAAGCUGUGAAGAAGAAAAAAAAGACAAAAACAAAAAGCCUGGUCCCUGUGCCAGGAGGAAUCUGUUACUGGUGACCACUCGGGAACUCCCUGGCGGUGGGAUUCCGGGAGGCUCUUGUGCUUACACUAAUCAGCGGGACCUGGACCUGCUGGGCAGGAUCCCAGGUGAACCUGCCUGUGGGCUCUGAAGCCCCUGAUCCAGCGGGUGCAGGAGGACUUCAUGUGCAAGCAUGGAGGAGCGAAAGCAGCAAUCCAGCGAUGAAAGAUGACAGUGGUGCUACUGCCUUGCACUCCACGUCCCGCCCUCCCCGGGACAAGGGUUGAGGGAGUAGGUUUUGAAGAGUCCCUUAGUCUGUCUUUGGUGGAUCUGACCAGGAGUCGGGGGAAGGGCUGGUUUCUGUUCACUUCCUGAGCCCAGGGGCCACAUCAACUCAAGGGGGAGCUCCCGCCUGUGUUCUCAAACUGUGCUGCUGGAGACUGAGAUCUUCUGGGGAGCAUCCUUUCUGCCUGCAACAAGGAGUCAGCCGCAAGUGCAGGAAGAGGCUGAGGUUGGAAGGAAGGCGGCCCUGCCCUCUAGAAAGCCCUGUAUCCUAGGAUCCUGGCUGCUGUUGCUCAUUCCCUGGUGGGCACCUCAGUCAGAAGCCCCGGACAUUUUGCUCAGUGCGUUCUGGAGGACGGUGUGGCUCAUCGCAGGCCCAGCCUAUGGGGGAGGGGGUGGGAAUCACAGCAGUCUCCUGGCCCUACCCUUGUGACAGCCACUGCUCACCCCUCACUGUGCCUAGUGCAGGCAGCAACUUGGGUGGGGAGAGGUGGUGGCAGAAUCCCAGGGUGGAGGUGCUGGGGAAGGCCGCUCCCCCGGCUGGGCUCUCCGGCUUCUUCCUUCCGUGUUGGCUGGCCCAGCUCACAAGCUCCUGGCCCCAGCCUCCUGAGCCACAGCACGUCCUCUCUGGGUGCUGGGGACACCCUCCACCCGGCUCCCAGAGCUAGGGGGUCUUCAACACAAGUAGAUUUGCCUCCACCUAAAUGUGACCUUGCAGCCUAUUUAACAAAUUAGCAGUGGGUUUGGGAUAUUACUGCAGUAUGUGGUGGUUGUAUCGGGGGUGGGGGGAGGAGGCGGGGGGAGUGAUCCAGGAGGAUGGUUGCUGUUAAAACUAUCUUGUUGUAUCUGUGGGGUGAUAUGUGAAAUACUGUACAUAGACCUGGUGAGUUGUGCGGUUAGAUGUCAUCUCUGGCCAGAGUUUCCUUGCUGUGUAGACCAUACUUAGGUGUGGAGUGUGCAGGUUUGCUGGAGGCUCGAGCCCUGGGCUCCCAACGACAGCAAGUUGGUAUCAGGGGGCUGGUUGUGCCUCAGCGGUCCCCAGCAAGCAUGGGGGUGGUGGGCCCAAGCUGGGCCAUUGAGCAGACCAAAUAAAUUAAGCAGUUAACGUAA
Molecule: messenger RNA, 3880 nt
Organism: Camelus dromedarius (Arabian camel)
Lineage: Eukaryota; Metazoa; Chordata; Mammalia; Artiodactyla; Camelidae
Gene: LIMK2
Product: LIM domain kinase 2
Exons: 17
Coding region: 334-2220 (628 amino acids)
Biological process (GO): actin cytoskeleton organization; protein phosphorylation
Cellular component (GO): cytoplasm; nucleus
Molecular function (GO): protein serine/threonine kinase activity; protein binding; ATP binding
Source: RefSeq, a predicted model, not a curated record